GGGAAGAACCGCUAGGGUGUUCCUGUAGCGUUCAAACCUGUAAGCAACCUCUGCAAUGGAGCAGCCUCCAGAGACGCCUACGGCCGGGGCUGAGGCCUGCGGAGAAGCGCGGGGUCUGCCGCAAGCCGCUGAGGAGCGCAUCGAGGACCGCAUCAGCCUGCUGCUCAGGCUAAAAGCGCAGACGAAACAACAACUCUUAGAAUAUAGGUCAAUGAUUGAUGCAAAUGAAGAAAAAACUCCAGAUCAGAUCAUGCAAGAAAAACAAAUUGAAAGUAAAAUUGAAGACCUGGAGAAUGAAAUUGAAGAUGUAAAAAGUAGUUUUGAAAUCAAAAGUCUUGCGCUAAACAGGAUGAAACUGUCAAUGGCACUUAAGAAUCACAUGGAAAACAUGGACAGCGAGAGUAGUGUGCUCACUGAUGACAUGAAGCACGUAUUAAGGCUACAGAAGUUAGUAAUGAAGUCGCAGGAGGAGUCUUCGGAACUAGAGGGGAAACUGCUUGAUGUUAGAAGAAAGAGACUGCAAUUAAAGCAAGCUUCAAGAAAUAAGCUUUUAGAAAUUCAAACUGAGAAGAACAAACAGAAAGAGGACUUGGAUAAUGUGGAAAAUUCAGAAAUGAUAAAGACUAUGAAAAAAAACCUACAGAUGGAGAUAAAGAUUACUACAGUUAUUCAAAACACAUUCCAGGGCCUUAUUUUGGGGAGUAAAGUCAACUGGGCAGAGGAUUCUGCCCUCAGAGAGACCGUGUUGCAGCUGGGGAAGGAUCUCGACACGAUCUAAUAAGAACCCCGUUUGGCAUUUUUAGGUUGUUUCUGUGCCCAGUCUGUCAUAUAAAUUGCUGAGUUCAUGGACAAUGUAAGUGGUGGUCUGGGGACCAUUCUGCUGCUUCAAGUUUGAGGGCUUGCGUUGAUGA
Messenger RNA from Acomys russatus (golden spiny mouse), 911 nucleotides. It is a transcript of the gene Cenph, whose product is annotated as centromere protein H. Gene Ontology annotation, cellular component: kinetochore; nucleus. The record is from RefSeq and is a predicted model, not a curated record. Gene Ontology annotation, biological process: mitotic spindle organization; chromosome segregation; kinetochore assembly. The coding region runs from base 56 to 778 and encodes 240 amino acids. The transcript is spliced from 9 exons. Gene Ontology annotation, molecular function: kinetochore binding. Lineage: Eukaryota; Metazoa; Chordata; Mammalia; Rodentia; Muridae.